AGGUUACAGCAAAGGCACUGCUCACUAAGAUCUUACAGCUGUGUUUCAGUGAGUGUGAGCCUAAAGUACUUUGAACAACGACUGCAGUAUGUUACACGCCUAAAUUAUACAUAAUUUAUAAAUAAAAUAAGUAGAGAAAGAAUUCCGGACAGGAAUGGAAGGCGGACAAUCACCCUUACUUGGGAACAUUACUUCAUUGGGUGGAAUACAGUAACUUUGUCCCGGCUACACCGGUAGUCGAAUGCACCCACGUCGGGGCCUCGGGAGGAGAGGGGUUGUGGCAGAGAGAUCAGCUUGCACUAAAUCCGGACAAAAUAGACGAAUCACAAGGAAAACUAUCUACUGCUUGGAACUACGACUAAUUUAAAAGCAAGAUGUGUGCGGAGACUACAAGCAGCGGAUCUCUCUCUGCUCGCGUGGUUAUGGGUUCGUAAACACAACCGAAAGUUGCAGUAUUUCGGUGAGUAAACGCUCGUAUUUGCCGUGCUGCGUUACAACCAGGCAGCACAACCACGGCCACACCCUCUUCUGCUUCCUGAUACAGAAGAUGUAGCGGGAACACAUAACCGACUCCCAAUCAAGAAUCACGACCACUUCUCUCCAAAGGAGUUUCAAAGUCAACAUCGGAGGUAAAAGUUGUGAGUUGUACUUCAAAAACGGAAGCUUUUCGACCGGAAUACGACUGAUAUGGAUACCAAAACCGAAACGCGACGCCACGAACGCCGGACUAGAUCAUGCCUAGUUUUUAACUAAAGAGUGCUUAUGGACAGUAGAAAUGUACAUAGACUUGUACCUGGAGGAGGAACUAUUUUAUAUUCCGGGACCGUGCAUGAAAAAGAAACGAUUGAAAGCCGUGAAAGGUUCGCCGCAAUUGGCCUGUUGCUCUUGCACUGGAGGCUUUUAUUUUGGAAGAUUAAUGGAAUGAUGGUGCAGGAAAAGCACUGCGAUCCUGGUGAGGUCAAUCGGAACUGCUCUGGUGGUGGUCGUGUUGUAAGAGGCAUGAAACUGCCUCACUGUCACUUUAGGGUGGUCAAACGGAUUUUGAACAGAUCAACCUAUAAUACAGUGCACAGAAGCCCGGCUGCUUUCAUGCUAGCGGGUAUUUUAAAUUCAGAUUUGCUCGACACAAAGUAAACGAAAGGACACUUGGCUGAUUAACUCAAAGGUUGUACCUAACACAAACAGACUUUACUAAUACUGUUUAUUUUCGUAGCUGCAUAGUAUACAAAUAUUUUUUAUAAUUGUUGUGUUCAGUCUGCACUUCGCCUACACAGAGGCAACCCGGUGGCACUGCAGUUUUUUUGAUUUUACAUUUUGUGUUAUUGUUUUGACCGAUAUAUAGCAAUUUAUAUCUUAUUAAUGCAAAAAAUACAACCUGUGAAUUAUUUUAAACAGCUGUGGGCUAAAUUGGCAUACCUUAGGUGAAACAGUAAGGGCAUUUAACCAGGUUAAUAUAAGUAAAGAUAAAGCACAGAAAAAAUCCUGAGUUACAACGAAGGGAAGUUCAGAUGCAGCUGCUGGGUUAUUGAUAAUCCAUUUACAUGUUCAGUGAAAGGCAUACCAAUGCUAUUUGGUCUUCUAGGUGAAACAUAAUGAACAUCACUUAAAUCUGUGGCUGUCAUACUCAGUUUAGAAACUAAAACCUGUUGAAAACUAAAAGCUUUAUUUGGAUUCUUAAAAAAAAUAAUUCUGUAUCACCAUUCCCACUCCCUUGCUGUUUACAAAUUGAAAUCUUAUUUGAAAAAUACUGCAUUGCAGUUAUCCAUUCUGCAUCAGUUUUAGUAAAUGUUUACUUUUAUUAUUUCAAUGUCCUGUGCUUUUUCAGUUUUGGAUUUAACGGUGGAUAAACUUAAAUGCAUACUUUCUGAAGGACAAUAAGGAAGUCUUUGGCCAGUUUCAACUCUGUGUUUGUUUUUAAGUACAUGAGGAUUUUGGCACAAAAAUGUCUUAAGUAACAAUCCCUUACAAGGGAGUGUGUGGUUUAAUCCUUUUUGUGGAAAAAACAAAGCACCACAAAAAAAAAAAAAAAAAAAUCAGCUUGACCACCCUACUAUGGCUAGUAGUGGCUCGGGGAAGUCAGCUAGUGAGGGAUCUACCAGUGUUCCGAGCGGCAGCUUACAGCAGAGGAAAAAGCUCUCGUCCGUCUGUGACUCAUGCAAGGCCAAGAUGCAGCUGGUUGCCGACCUGCUGCUGCUGUCCAGCGAAACCAGGCCGGUCGCUGGUGCUGAAGGUCCGCCGGUGGCAGAGACGUUCGAGGCGUGCCGGGACACGGUCAUCGCCAGGACCAAGGAGCUGUCAAUCCUGACGCACGACAUCCAGAGCCAGCUCAACAUGGGCAAGUUCACCGAGGUCGGGGACCGGCUCCUGGAAAUGGGCGACCUGGUGAUCUCGCUGACCGAGUGCUCGGCGCACGCUGCUUACCUGGCUGCCGUGGAGACGCCGGGCUCCCAGCCCUCCCUUCCGGGCCUGGUGGACCGCUACAAGGUGACCCGCUGCAGGCACGAGGUGGACCAGAGCUGCGGCGCGCUCAGGGUCACGGCCCUGGCGGACCUGACCCCCCAGCUGCUCCUGGAGGUGUCCCAGAACAUCUCCAGGAACCUGAAGACCCUGACGGACGCCUCCGUCCUGGCCAGCGAGAAGUCCAAGGACAAGUUUGCCAAGGAGCAGUUCAAGCUGGGCGUUAAGUGCAUGAGCACGAGUGCCACUGCUCUUCUGGCUUGCGUGAAGGAGCUGAAGACCUCUCCCAGCGAACUGACCCGGAACAGGUGCGUCCUCUUCAGUGGGCCCCUGGUGCAGUCGGUGCACGCUUUGGUGGGCUUCGCCACCGAGCCUCAGUUUUUGGGCAAAGCGGCCGCCAUCAGCCCCGAGGGGAAGGCAGUGCAGACGGCCAUUCUGGGCGGGGCGAUGAGCGUGGUCUCUGCCUGCGUUCUCCUGACCCAAGGCCUCAGGGACAUUUCCCAUCAACCCGAAAACAGCACCAAGAUGCCGGACUACCGGGAGCGCUUACGGAAUUCGGCCUGUGCGGUCUCGGACGGAUGCUACUUGCUCUCUCAGGCACUAAGGGAAAGAUCUUCACCCAGGACUUUACCGCCAUUCAACUCUCAUUCUGUGAAUUAAACCCUUUUUAAAAUAAUGAAUCUCCCAGAAAGUUUUUUGUACCAAAGAAACUGAUUAAACUGACCCUUUACAGUAGUAAAGCGAGUGCAAAGAGCAGCGGCGGAGAGUAGUCGGUGACGUGGGUUGGUUUGCGCUUUUUACCGAAAUCAGACGCAACGGGUCUUCUCACGCUGGAUGUGAUUGAAGCCUGACUAAAACAGCCAAACUUAGCAACUCAGUCCUAAUCAGCAUUCACUGUUAGCCCCCCCUCCCCUCUUUGCAAGGAAGUAACAAAUUAAACCAGAAAAGUUUACCUCAGUUUUCAGCCAUUUGAAAACAACUGAUGGAUGUAGCCUCACGCGUGUGACAUUUGAGCUGGUGAUCUAUAGAAGUAAAUGAGCUGUGUAAAAGUGGGAAGCGUGGCAGUGUUUGUUUUCCAUGUGUGAAUUUUAAUGGGUAAAAGCUGCUGUGAGUGUGUGCUAUAGAUUUUACACUAUUUACCAGACUUACUAGUCCUUUCAAUGUGUUUUGAUCAUGCAUGUACUGGAGUAUUUAUUUCAACUAUUAAAAUGAUGUUUCUCAUAGGUGCAGCUGUCAGACUGCUCUUUGGGUAACUAUUCAGUCAGCUUAGACCCACAAAUAAUUUCAAGUAUUCAUAAAAAAUGGGCCAAAAAUGCUAAUUUCUUUAGAAUAUGAUUAGGAACAGUAAACAAAUGCGCAAGGGGAGUUGGACAAUGGUGGUAAACAUUUCACAUGUGCCUUGUGUGGUCAAUGUAGGACGAUUAAUGACUGCAUAUAUUGGCACUAGUACCUAUUUUACACAAGACAGUUCUGGAAUUUCAUCUUUAGAUGAUUAAUGUGUGUGAACACAAAACUCAAUAUACACAAUCCUUGCACAGAUAUUAUUUUAAGCUUCAGAACUUUUUGAAAAAGGCAUUGGAAGUAUAAUUUCCAAGAUUCUCCUAACUUCCGGGCCUCAAAAUCUAAAAAACCGCCAUUGACAAACUUUAUUCAUUAAAAAUGAGAGCACGACUCAUGUAUUUUUGUCAUGAUUUUUUUUUUGCCUAAUCACAAGAAGCAUACUCAAGUAUAACUUGGUUGUAUGUAAUUCAUAAUACAAGAAAGUAUGUCCUCACAUGGUGUGGCGGCAUAGCAACAGUGCAUCUAAUUUGUAUCAGAUUGUUUCCCCUAGUAAUGACGCAUAUAGCCUAGUAGUGGUUAUACAUGAGCAAGUCAAUGGGUAUUUGAAACUGGAAUUUAUUUCGGUAUUGUCAACCAGCAAUAACUAAUGCUUCAUCAGAAAUUUGUGAAACAGGAUGGUAAUUGCGUGACUGUAGGCAUGUGUUAGUGCUGAAGGAAAUAUAACUAUUGUGAGGGAAGUCCAGCUUGUCAGCCAUUUUGGCUCUUUUUCAGGAAUGUGGGGUCUUAAGGGACCUCAGCAAAAAUUACUUCCUGGAAUGCGUACAUGUGACGCACACUUUGGGGUGGCCCCUGUGGGGUCCUCUUUGAAGUGCUCAUCCUGAAGCACUUUCCAAAUGGAGCACUCCUCAGGGUGGCUCCUGCCAGUUUGUGACUUUCAGAAAGGCCUCUUUGGUGGGUGAAAUCUUAUCAUUUGGAGCCUAGAAAUUGGGCCUCAUGUUUCUGUUUGCCUGGAAUACCAAGAACUUACCCUGGGUUUCCAUAGUCGGCAUGAAGGCUUUAGGUAGCUUUGACACAAUUCAUGAGAGGGAAAUCAUAUGUGUGAAAUCAGUAUGUGAUAGUGUGAGUCUGUCCUUUGAGUACAGAAAUAUCAAGUGUCUAAUCCUCUCCUAGGAAAAAAAGAAAACAAUGCUGUUUUGUGGCUUCUGGUGCAUUAUAAUUGUUUAAAUGAAUCCCAUCUGCAGGGUUAAAAUUGGAAUUGUUUAGUUGAGUUUUUGGGAACUACGCACAUAUGUUAAAUUAGAAAGAAUUUAUAUGUUUAAUUGGUCUCUUAAUAACUGGCAUAGAAAGUAACAUGUUGGUAGUUCCUAUUUAACAUAAAUAAGAAAUUCAUACUAAAAUGUUAACUGUAACCGGAAAUGUAACUUUGAAGUGAUGUCCUGGACAUGGGACCAUAUGGGAAUAUAGGAAUUAGAUGGCAAUAUAUUUUGUAAUUCAUA
Anguilla anguilla (European eel) is the source of this 5234-nucleotide messenger RNA. It is a transcript of the gene tlnrd1, whose product is annotated as talin rod domain containing 1. Gene Ontology annotation, molecular function: actin binding. Bases 2053 to 3117 code for a protein of 354 amino acids. The record is from RefSeq and is a predicted model, not a curated record. Lineage: Eukaryota; Metazoa; Chordata; Actinopteri; Anguilliformes; Anguillidae. The transcript has a single exon.